AUGAUAGCAAAAGAAAGUAUAGAUUUAAAUAAUAAACAAGAGAAGGAAGAUGUUCUUACGAAUGAGGAAGACGAUUAUAAUGAGGAGGAAGAUGAAGAUUUUGAUCCAUCCAAAAAGGAGCUAAUCAAUAAUGAGCCUAGUGAGGAAGAGAAUGAUGAAUAUGUCUCAUCAGAGGACGAAAAGACAAAUGUUGAUUAUUCUAAUAUUACUAGUGAUGUUGGAGGAUUUAUUAAAACCAGAAAGGCGAGACAACUUGAAGAAGAGAAUAGAAAAAAACAUAAAUACGAAUCAUUAGAUGUCUCAACAAUAUCAGAUAACGCCAACUCUAUAUGGGAAGAAUUAAAAAAAGAUGCUAAUAAUCGUUUACAGAACAGUCUAAGUAACAAUAGCAAGUCAGUGAUUGCAGACCCAAAUUCUACAGAUAUCGGUCAAGACACGAAUGACGAAUUGAAUGAAGAAUUAAUAUGGAUUGAAAGAUCGUACAAAUUCGCCGGGGAAAUGAUACAUGAAAGGAAGCAAGUGCCAAGAUCUAGUGCUGCAGCUCAGGAAUAUUUAAAUAAUUUAAAAUUUGAUUCCAAUAAGACUCCUAAUGAAAAAGUGGCAACUCCCUCAGUAAAAGUUAAUGAAGCAAAACCUACUGAAGUUGAGAAACAAUUAAGAAGGCCAUUAAAGAGACCUUCAAUCUUAGAGCAGAUUAUCUCUGGGACAUUGAAACCUAAAUUAACUACAUUAGAGAAAUCUCAAAUGGACUGGGCUACAUAUGUCGAUAAAGAAGGCAUCAAUGAUGAAUUAACGUUACAUAAUAAAGAUGGGUAUUUGGCAAAACAAGAUUUCUUAAAUAGAGUGGAAAUGAAUGAAGAUGAAAAGUACAAGGCCUUUAGACAGAAGCAAUUGGCAUUAGAACUGCAGGAACAAAAAAAGUAA
Molecule: messenger RNA, 924 nt
Organism: Henningerozyma blattae CBS 6284
Lineage: Eukaryota; Fungi; Ascomycota; Saccharomycetes; Saccharomycetales; Saccharomycetaceae
Gene: SWC5
Product: Swc5p
Exons: 1
Coding region: 1-924 (307 amino acids)
Source: RefSeq, a predicted model, not a curated record